Molecule: messenger RNA, 378 nt
Organism: Meyerozyma guilliermondii ATCC 6260
Lineage: Eukaryota; Fungi; Ascomycota; Pichiomycetes; Serinales; Debaryomycetaceae
Exons: 1
Coding region: 1-378 (125 amino acids)
Biological process (GO): mitochondrial respiratory chain complex II assembly
Cellular component (GO): mitochondrion
Source: RefSeq, a predicted model, not a curated record
AUGCUUUCCAGACGGUUAAUAUCAACUCGGAGUAUACGGCUCUACAGUGCCAAAUUUGGUACUCAAAUGAACCCUGCUCCUCCUCGGCUUCCAAAGGAACAACAAGAGGAAUUUGAAGCCUUGCAAAAAAUAGCAAACUCACAAGCUGCCAUUGAUGAAUAUAAUCAGCUGAUCCAGAACACAGAUGAGAGUCUGACGGUGUCUACGACACCCAACUUGAAGACUGACGUUGGCGGAUUUCACCCUCAAUAUUUCAAGACGAUUCCCGAGUUUGAAGGAGACGUAAAUCCGAAGACCGGAGAGCGUGGAGGUCCCAAGCAGGACCCAUUGAGACAUGGAACUGAUUGGUCUUUUAAUGGACGUGUUACGGACUUUUAA